This is a messenger RNA of Pogonomyrmex barbatus (red harvester ant), 2341 nucleotides long. RefSeq lists its product as uncharacterized. Gene Ontology annotation, cellular component: cytoplasmic vesicle. The record is from RefSeq and is a predicted model, not a curated record. NCBI's taxonomy places the organism in Eukaryota, Metazoa, Arthropoda, Insecta, Hymenoptera, Formicidae.
GCUGGACGCGGCGAUUGCGACUGUUGGUCGUUGCGUUGUAGGUCGUUGCGGCUCGCACGAGGCAUUCGCGAUCAGUCCGGUGGCGGUUGCGCGUUGUGAGUGUCGUAUGUAGUCGUCGCCUGCGUCCGUACGUACCGUAUCGUUUUCGAGGAACACGAGGGAAUCCCGGGAAUUUCGUAACUCCCCGAAAACACCAAAAUGAGGUCGGCUUACGCGAUUUGCGCGUUACUGGCCGCGUCUCUGCUCGUCGACAGUGGAGUGGCUAAAUCUACUGUUUCGUCGAGCUCUUCAACAAAGAAUGCUGAUUCAGAAUCUAACACAGCAAAUGCGACAACUGCUGAGCUAACGAAAAACAUAAUACAUCCAAAUGAAACUUCUGCUACCAUUUCAAAUUUGAACACAACAGAAACUGCUAUUGUUUCAAAUUCGAAUACAGCAGAAACAACUACUGCUAUACCCAAUACUACUAUUUCUACAUCUACUACAACUACUACAACUACUACAACUACUACUCUUAAACCUACUACAACCACAACUAAAACUACAACUACACCUGUACCUACAUCUCCACCUACACCUUUGCCUACAUCUCCACCUACACCUAUACCUACACCUACACCUGCACCUGCACCUGCACCAACAUCAACAUCUUCAACGGCAACACCUACUACAGCUGCAGCAAAGACAACAGCUGUACCACCGUCUUCUAAGGAUCGUCAAUUUGAUGGUCUAAGCUUCUUUGGUGGUAUUACCCUUACUAUUUGUCUCAUGGCGAUUGCCGCGUUCUCGUGGAAGUUCUACAGGCAAUGCAAGGAAGGGAAUUACCGUACUCUGUGAUAACGUGCAAGGCUAUAACGAAUUUUCGACAAUUAAUCGCAGUUAAUCGAACUUAUAAGAACUUGAAUAAUUAUUUUAUUGUAAUAAUAUUGCGUAUUUUUAUAACACAGUUAAGUGUUACGUGGCUUAAGUGCUCUUAGUAAUGUGAUGUUCAACCACGAGUUUCGUUUUUCUCGAUAUAUAUAUAUACAUGUAACAUGAGGGGAAGGGAGGGGGGGAGGAGGGAUUAAACAUUCAUGUGUAUUGAAAACAAACGUCGUUGUAUUUAUAUGCGCGUUUUAUUAAUAGAUGAGAGAUUGUAACAAGCUGCGUGUUGUCCAGGUAGGAGAAUAGAGCGAUAGAAAUCGGGUGGAGAAGAGGGGAAGGGAAGGGAGGGAGUGGGCGCAUUAAACGAAUGAGAGCUAAUGAUCAAUCAAACGUACAUUCCACGAGAGAGAAAAAGAUGGAGAUUGUAGAUCUCUGAGAGCGCAUUGUCCCACUUCUUAUUAGCUUUCGCUCUUACUCUGUGCAACUGUCAGCAAACUAUAUCUUUAAUGCUAUGAUGUAUACAUUCUGCGGUAAAGUUACGUAAGAUCUGACUUUUCUACGAGAUAGAAGAGAGAGAGAGAGAGAGAGAGAAGAGAAAGUACUCGAACUAAAAAAAUACUUAGCUCGAUACGAGUAUCUUAGCGAAGGAAAAAUUUCUGUUAAAUUGAAACGAACUUCGCAGACGUCCCGCAAUUUAGAUUAUCGAUACGUUGACGCAUCCAUAGUGCGCUGUAUAAUAUGCCGAGUUGAAGUCGAAUCUAUAUCGAGUCUAUUAUCAUGGAUGUCGAUAGCCGAUAGAGUUACAUGUACGUCUGCUAUUAAAUCUGUUCUUCGGUAUGCGAUUAAUGUCUCUUCGAUAGCCGGUUUCGCUGUAGGAUACUUUUUGGAAAGAUCUGAUCAACGCGUGAAUAAUCGCACAAACAUUUAAUCAAAGUGAACAUUCUUUUUCUUUUCUAUGAGAUUCUGCCCUUUUUUUUUUAUUAUUAUGAAUAUCAUCAGCUUAGUGUUUCUUGGACUUGCGUUGUGUAUGGUACAACAUACGCAUUUUUUUUUAUUAGAUGAUUUUGCGUUAUUUCUGAACGUGCUAAUAUAUUUACGAUUACUUACGCGUUGCAAUCAUAACCGACGAUCAUAAAAUUUUGUCAUAAAAUUUUCGUUAAACUUUUUAAACUGCUUAUUUGUCGAAUAAAAAGCCUAAGUAUUGAAUAGUUCCUUUCUCACACAUUCGCCUAAAAAACGAAAUCAAAUGGUAAAAAGUCGAUUGGAAAACGUUUCUCGCGGAUAUCUUUUUUUUUUUUUUUUAGUUACUAAUGAGUUGCGCGGAUUAUAAAUUUAUGUUUUUCUAAUAGCAAGUAUUGUGAAAUAUCUUAGAUAGCACAGUAUCAUAUUAAAUAAUCUCAAGCGAUAUUCUAAGUUAAGUCACAUUUAUUAUAAAAAGAAAGAAGCAGAAAGAUUAUAUAUGUCACGUUUCGCAAUA